Molecule: messenger RNA, 3882 nt
Organism: Lytechinus variegatus (green sea urchin)
Lineage: Eukaryota; Metazoa; Echinodermata; Echinoidea; Temnopleuroida; Toxopneustidae
Gene: rtf1
Product: RNA polymerase-associated protein RTF1 homolog
Exons: 17
Coding region: 157-2229 (690 amino acids)
Cellular component (GO): Cdc73/Paf1 complex
Molecular function (GO): DNA binding; RNA polymerase II C-terminal domain phosphoserine binding
Source: RefSeq, a predicted model, not a curated record
UGCGUGUGCGUUAGCAAGAAAAAAAGGUAAAACAACAUAAAAGGGAACUUACUUGCUAUAUCUGUCGUGGUCUCUCUCUACAAAAUGCUCUAAAAAGCAGGAGUUUCAUCGAUUUGAGUCCUGAUUCUACCCAUUAGAGUGAACGACCCAAGCGCCAUGUCGAAACGUAAGAAACCAAGCAGAGCAGUGAUAAAUUCAGACAGUUCUGCAUCGGAAAAUGAGUCGGAUCUGGAAGAGGAACUGCUUACUUUAGCCAAAAGGAAAAAGGUGGAGCCAGAGUCGGCCAAGGAAUCAACUUCACAAAAGAGCAAUUCUGAGUCCGAGACAUCAGAGAGUGAUGAUGAUUGGACACUGGGUGGCAACAAAAAGAAGUCCAGGAUCAAGAAGAACCCUAAGAAAAAGGUGGCUCGGUCAGCAUCUGAUGGAUCCGGGGUCAUCAGUGACUCUGACAAGUCUUCACUUGAAGAAGGAGAAGUGUCCGAUUCCGAGAGCGACGAUUCCGAUUCUGGUUCUGAUGAUGAGAAGUUCUUUGAUGGGUACGAUGAGAACUUCAUUGGGGAUGAGGAGGAUCGGGCGAUGCUGGAGAAGAUGACAGAGAAGGAAAGAGAACAAGUCAUCUACAACAGAUCAGAGAAGAGAGAUGCCCUAAGGACAAGGUAUGAAAUUGAAAGAAAGCUCAAGAAAGAGAAGAAGGAGCGCAAGAAGCAGAAACGAGAGGAAAUGAUGAAACAAGCUGCCAGUGCACCGUCGGCUGCCGCUGCUGCUGCCGCACCCACUCCAAACAGUGCUGUCAACGUCUACAACAGCUCCAGAGAAAACCGUAGCAAGGAAAGGAGGCAGACCAUUGAAACUAAGUAUGACAAGAAAGCAAGAGCCAUAGAGGAUCUCAAAGCCCUCAGGGAAAAGAAGAAGAAAUCAGUUGAGAAUGCACCCUCAAAGAAGGAACUCCUGAAAGCCAGUGAUGUGUACACAGACGAUGAAGACGACGAUGAUGACGAUGAUGAGGAAGAUGAUGAUGAGGAGAGGAAGGAAGAUCCAAGAUCGUCCGAUCCAAGCGAUGCUUCUUCUGAAGCUUCAGACUCGGAUAGAGAUGAUGACGAUGAUGAUGAGCAGAUGACCAUGUAUGUUUCUACCAAGGAGGAAUUGAACAGGAUCAGAUUAACAAGGAAUAAAAUGGAAAAGUGGGUACAUAUGCCCUUUUUCCCCCACACAACGAUUGGCUGCUUUGUACGUAUUGGCAUUGGACAGAAUAACGGCAGGCCUGUUUAUAGAGUGGCAGAAAUAAUUGAUGUAGUCGAAACAGCUAAGGUAUACCCUCUAGGAAGCACGCGUACAAACAAAGGUCUCAGACUGAAAUAUGCUUCACAAGAACGUGUCUUCAGAUUGGAAUUUGUCUCAAAUCAGGAUUUCACAGAUACGGAGUUCAAGAGAUGGCAUGAAGAUAUGAUCAAUGGAGAUUACGAUCUGCCCACCAUCAACGAUGUGGAAAACAAAGAAGCAAUGAUCAAGAGGGCGCUCAACUACAAAUACAAAGAAGAAGACAUUGAAAAGAUUGUUCAUGAAAAGGAAAGAUUCAGGAAAAACCCAAGGAACUAUGCAAUGAAGAAGACAGAGCUGAGGAAAGCAAGGGACCAAGCAUUAAUAGAAGGAGACGAAGACAGGGCCAAAGGUUUAUCUCAGAAGCUGACAGAUUUGGAAGAGAGGGCUCAGGAACUGGACAGGAUCAGAAACCGUGAAGUCAAUGCAAUCACGUACAUCAAUCAGAGGAACAGAAAUAGGAAUAUAGCCGAGUCUGAGGUUGCCAUGAAAGAAGAAAUCAAAGAGAUUGAAAACGCUCCACCGGAUCCCUUCACACGCAGACAUUGUAGACCACAGCUAGUGACAAAGGCGCGUGAAGAUACGGCAGAUAUUCUCAAGAGACUGGAAGAAGAGAGGCUUAUGCAGGAAAAGGCCGAAAAAGAAAAGAGAGAACAAGAAGAACUUCAGAAAAGAAGGGAAGAAGAUAUCAUUGCCUCACUGACCCAGGAAGCAGUUCCGGCAAAGGUCGCAGAUAGGAAGGUAUCCGAGGAUCUCUUCCAGGCCCAUGACUUUGACAUUAAAAUUGACCUCGAUGUUUCUAUACCAGAAUCCCGACCCAUCUCUGCCGUCAACUCGGAGAGAGACCCUCAAGGUGCUCCCAGGAGGUCCCUCAACCUGGACGAGUACAAGAAGAUGAGAGGACUCAUCUAACUCCACCUUAACCGUCCACGGGGAGUGGUUUCAUGAAGCAUCUGGUCAGUGCUUUUCACCAACACAUGUGCUCUGAGCCAAUCAGAUGCCUGGAUUUCAGUAGCUUAUAACCCUUGUCGGUGAAAUUUCUUCAAGCAUCUUAUUAGUGCUUUUCACUGACAAAUGUGCUCUGAGCCAAUCAGAUGCCCGGAUUUCAGUACCUUGUAACAAUAGUUAGUGAAGAUCACCGACCAUUUCUGUCAUGAAAUGCUUCCCGCAGACCUUCACCAAGGACUCUUUGACCCGUGUUCUACACAACAGGGACCACAUGACCGGAACUGAAUGCGAUGAGCUUGCUUCACCGGUCGCCAUCCAUGAGAGAUAAUAGACUCUUGUUAUACAUAUAGUGGUGCAUCGGAGGAGGGCGAUACUUGGCAAAAUGCAGACAACUUGGGUAAAAAAAUCAUCCUCCAGAACGAGUUAUUGAUAUCAGAGGAUCAAAGCAAUUGCAGAUUGCAAACAUUCACCAAUACACCCAGAUUUUUGUUGGUGCCCUGUGCAUGCUUUGGGUGUAUUUAGAAAGAUUUUCCUCCAUACCAAGUUUUUACACCAAGUGGGUUAUGUAUUAUGGUUUUCGCGUUCGGAAAGUCGUAACAUGUACUGUCGAAAGGAAUUCUGUGAAUUACUUCGUCCCUGUAUGUUUGUGCUGUGCGUUAGAACUGCUCUAAACUGAGUCAAGCAGCUGGACUUUACAAAUCUUUUGAGCUUGUGAAUCAUUUACUGGUAAAUGAUUGAAAUCAAGAAGAAAGAAGAUAAGUCUUGCAUUUCAUUCACCUUUGGUUCCCUUUAACACUUAUCUUGUGGCAUGUGUGCAAGGAAUCACUCUAAGCAAUAGACAAGAGCAUGUUCUAUUUACCAAAUCUACCACUUUGUUUUAAUUUCAGACAAUACCAGGGUUAUUUUGAUGUCAGUUUUCACAAUGUUUGCUAUAUUUUUCAUGUAUUCUCUCCUCAUUGCCAGAUAAAAACCUCAAAAUUUUGUCGCUGAAAUUUAUUUUCUUUUCCAUUGUCAUUUCAGAGGAAAUGUUUGAAUAUUUCUGAAUGGGAAUUUUUCAUUUUCAUCCAUUAUAACUAGCAAUCUAUUUCUGUAUGUUCAAAUAUUUUCGCUCAUUUUGGAUUUUUAUAUUUGAUUUUUGGAUUUAUACCAAAAGGGUUUGUUGUUAGUGUGUGUUUGUUUAAUGGGCAGCUUCUUCAGUUUAGAGAAGGAAUAAAUUGAUAUAAUAUUGACAGCCUCCAUUGAUUUUGAAAAAUCCAAGUAUUCAUGAUAAUUUGCAUAGUUGGUCUAAGAUUUAUUUCAAAGUGAAUUUUUUAAAGGCUUGAUACAGACAACAAAACUCCAACACAAAGCUCAGAACCAUUUUAUGUACAAAACCAAAAUGAUAUGAACCUGAGGUGUCAAAGAUUGUCGCAAAUGAAGGAGAUUGACUUAGGGUUGGUUCUCUGUCUACACAAGGCUGUUAACCAAUCAACUCUUUAAUAGGUUAGAGCAAAUUUAUACAUGUCUAAAGUUGCAUGGAUAUAGGCCAUGGCAUUGUUAUGGCAUAAUUAAGAUAUCCAGACCAGACUCUGCAGUACUAAGGAUAAUUUCACCAUGUCUUACUCACAUGGCUUUAUA